Molecule: messenger RNA, 2340 nt
Organism: Artibeus jamaicensis (Jamaican fruit-eating bat)
Lineage: Eukaryota; Metazoa; Chordata; Mammalia; Chiroptera; Phyllostomidae
Gene: PPP4R3C
Product: protein phosphatase 4 regulatory subunit 3C
Exons: 2
Coding region: 1-2340 (779 amino acids)
Biological process (GO): DNA damage response; protein dephosphorylation
Cellular component (GO): protein phosphatase 4 complex; nucleoplasm
Molecular function (GO): protein phosphatase activator activity
Source: RefSeq, a predicted model, not a curated record
AUGGCGAACAAACAGAGUCACCCUGUAAAACUUUAUGCCCUGAAUGACCGCAUGCAGUGGGAGAAUCAGGGCGUGGGGUAUAUCACCUCAGUUGACAUACAAUCCCAGGGCGUGUCUCUAUUAGUUACUUCGGAGUCCAGCGGCUCACUACUUCUGGAGUCGAAGAUAUUGCCAGACACACCCUAUCAGAAACCAAAGGACACCUUAAUUGUUUGGUCUGAAGCUGAGAACCAUGGAAUGGCACUGAGUUUCCAAGACGCAGCAGGUUGUCAGAAAAUCUGGGAAGACAUUUGCCGCGUUCAAGGUAAAGACUCUUUAGUCAGUAUUACGCAAGACCUCUUGAGUGAUGUAGAAGUCUCUGAGGAAACACUAGAAACUGAUAAUAUGGGUGACCCGCCUAACUGUGAACUCAGUGAACUUGAAAAAAUUGCUAGCUUUGUUAUCUCUGCUUUCUCUUCAUCUGACAGUAAGAGAAAGGUGGCCUCAGUCUUGGAAAAUGAGAACUAUAUUAAAAAAAUACUGCAGCUAUUUUACUCUUGUGAGAAGCUAGGAUACACUGAAGGCUUAUACCACUUGCACACAAUUAUUAAAGGGAUCUUAUUCCUCAACAAGAUGCCUCUUCUUAAGACAAUGUUUUCUGAUGAGUGUAUCAUGAAUGUGGUGGGAUGCCUUGAAUACGACCCUGCUUCACCUCAGCCAAAGAGGCAUCGAGAAUUCUUGACCCAAAAUGCAAAGUUUAAGGAAGUUGUACCUAUAACAGCCUGUCAACUUAGGCAAAAAAUACAUCAAACAUACAGGGUACAGUAUAUUCAAGACAUCCUUUUGUCUGCAUCAUUUGUGAUGGAAGAGAAUUGUCUCUCUGCCCUUAAUACUUUUAUAUUCCUCAACAAGUUGGAGAUAGUCCACAUGCUGCAGAGAGAUGACAACGUUUUGCCUCAAGUUUUCACACAGUUAAAGGCAAAGUCUACUAAUAAUGAUAAACGACUUGAACUGAUGCUGUUUUUCAAAGAAUUCUGUACAUUCAGUCGGAUGUUAAAGCCUCAAAGCAAGGAUGCGCUAUUCACAACAUUGACACAAAUGGGAAUUCUUCCUACUCUGAAAACUGUAAUGAGCCUGGGUGAUUCGCAAAUAAGGUCAGCUGCUACUGACAUAUUUUCUUACCUAGUGGAGCAUAGUCCAUCCAUGAUCCGUGAAUUUACAAUAGAGGAAGCCCAGCAGAAUGAAAAAGGCAACCUUCUCAUUAAUUUAGUAAUUAAACAAAUGACCUGUGAUACUGAUCCUGAGCUAGCAGAUGCUGUUGUUAUAAUGGAACUUCUUCGUUGCCUACUUGAUCCAGACAAUAUGUUAAUAACACCUAAAUGUGAAAGAAGUACAUUCCUAAAUUUUUUCUAUAAACGAUGUAUGCAUAACUUCAUAGCACCGCUUUUGGCUGCUACUUCAAGAGAUAUAUUUGAAGAGGAUCAUAUAUUUGGAGCUGACAAAAACAACAAAAAUUGCUUCAAUAAUUACCAAACAGCACAUCUGCUUAGCUUAAUUUUGGAGAUGCUCACAUUUUGUGUGCAAAAUCACACAUAUUACAUUAAACACUAUAUUUUGAGAAAAGACUUACUGAGAAAUGUCUUGAUCUUAAUGAGAUCAAGGCACACAUUCCUGGUCUUAUGUGCUCUUCGUCUUAUGAGAAGCAUGAUUGGCCUUAAAGAUGAAAUUUAUAAUAGGUACAUCAUCAAGGGAAAUCUUUUUGAACCAGUUGUAAAUGUCCUUCUGGAUAAUGGAACUCGGUACAAUAUGUUGAAUUCAGCUGUCCUUUCACUGUUUGAAUACAUAAGAGCAGAAAAUAUAAAGUCUCUCACUGCACAUAUAGUUGAAAAGUUUUACAAAAAACUUGAAGGGAUUGAGUAUGUUCAGAUAUUCAAAGGUCUGAAGUUUAAACAUGAAGAAGAGGAAAAUCGAAAAAGUCAAGUACAGAAGCGUUUGAAUUCUAUGGCAAGUAGUAAACUGUGUUUCAGAAGUGCCAAAGUCUUGGAGGAGGAAGAAGUCUGUUUUAAAGGAAAUAUAGGGGAAGGAGAAGCAAGAAUGCCAACACUGGAAAAUGAUUUUCAAGAUGUUUAUGAUAAAUUUAUGGACAUGAAAAAAAAAGAAAAUGAUGACAAGGUAAAUAUUUGUAAAAUGACAUCUUCUGAUGACUAUAAAUUUACUUUUUUCCAUUCUGCUGGUGCUGCUAAUGAAACAGAUAGCCCAGUUGGUAGUACCAUAAUGAGAUUGGUGGAUUAUCCAGAUGAUGAGGAUGAGGAGGAGGAAGAACACACAACCCUCAGGCAAAGACCAUGUCUUGACCCGUAA